This is a messenger RNA of Cebus imitator (Panamanian white-faced capuchin), 2050 nucleotides long. Its product is annotated as 60S ribosomal protein L3. Gene Ontology annotation, cellular component: cytosolic large ribosomal subunit; ribosome. The record is from RefSeq and is a predicted model, not a curated record. The transcript is spliced from 3 exons. Gene Ontology annotation, molecular function: structural constituent of ribosome; RNA binding. Gene Ontology annotation, biological process: ribosomal large subunit assembly; translation. NCBI's taxonomy places the organism in Eukaryota, Metazoa, Chordata, Mammalia, Primates, Cebidae.
AACUCUACUGUCUGGAUUUGACGGCGUGAUGUCUCACAGGAAGUUCUCCGCUCCCAGACAUGGGUCCCUCGGCUUCCUGCCUCGGAAGCGCAGCAGCAGGCAUCGUGGGAAGGUGAAGAGCUUCCCCAAGGAUGACCCUUCCAAGCCGGUCCACCUCACAGCCUUCCUGGGAUACAAGGCUGGCAUGACCCAUAUCGUGCGGGAGGUCGAUAGGCCAGGAUCCAAGGUGAACAAGAAGGAGGUGGUGGAGGCUGUGACCAUUGUGGAGACGCCACCCAUGGUGGUUGUGGGCAUUGUGGGCUACGUGGAAACCCCUCGAGGCCUCCAGACCUUCAAGACUGUCUUCGCUGAGCACAUCAGCGAUGAGUGCAAAAGGCGUUUCUAUAAGAACUGGCAUAAAUCUAAGAAGAAGGCCUUCACCAAGUACUGCAAGAAAUGGCAGGAUGAGGAUGGCAAGAAGCAGCUGGAGAAGGAUUUCAGCAGCAUGAAGAAAUACUGCCAAGUCAUCCGCGUCAUUGCCCACACCCAGAUGCGCCUGCUUCCUCUGCGCCAGAAAAAGGCCCACCUGAUGGAGAUCCAGGUGAAUGGAGGCACCGUGUCCGAGAAGCUGGACUGGGCCCGUGAGAGGCUGGAGCAGCAGGUACCUGUGAACCAAGUGUUUGGGCAGGACGAGAUGAUUGACGUCAUCGGGGUGACCAAGGGCAAAGGCUACAAAGGGGUCACCAGUCGUUGGCACACCAAGAAGCUGCCCCGCAAGACCCACCGAGGCCUGUGCAAGGUGGCCUGUAUUGGGGCGUGGCAUCCUGCCCGUGUGGCCUUCUCUGUGGCACGUGCUGGGUAGAAAGGAUACCAUCACCGCACUGAGAUCAACAAGAAGAUCUAUAAGAUCGGCCAGGGCUACCUUAUCAAGGACGGCAAGCUGAUCAAGAACAAUGCUUCUACUGACUAUGACCUGUCUGACAAGAGCAUCAACCCUCUGGGUGGCUUUGUCCACUAUGGUGAAGUGACCAAUGACUUUGUCAUGCUGAAAGGCUGUGUGGUGGGAACCAAGAAGCGGGUGCUCACCCUCCGCAAGUCCUUGCUGGUGCAGACCAAGCGCUUCCUCCGCGGCCCGGCCAAGGGAGCGGCCCCCAGGACCUCUAGCCCAGACUUCCCCAAGGGGCGCUUCCCCGGCGCCGCCGAAGGCUCAUCCUCGCCCGCCGUUUACCUGAGGAGCUGCAGCCAGCGCGACCCAGGCGCCGCCUUCCCGCCCAGCAGCUGCCCGGAGUGGGCGGAGCCGCGCGCGCCGAGCCCGCCCCCGCUGCCUUCAGACCAACCGCAGCCCGGACCGGAAUGCGCAGACUCCGCCUCACGCUCGGCCCCGCCCCCUGGCCGCUCCUUGGUCACCGCCUCGGACUGUUGGGCGCCCGCGCGGCCGCCACUGCGCGGGCGCGGCCCUCAGGCUCGUGAUAACGGCCGCAGUCCCGGGGCGCAGCCGUCCCCGUGUCCCCAUCGGACGCACAAGCUGCGGCGACCUCUGCUCCCCGACGCCGGGACGCGGGCUCCGCGCGCGUUGCGGCCGCUCGCAAAGCACACGCCGGCCCUCCGUCUGCCCGGAAGCGCCCGCGGGAAGCGGCGGCACGUGGGGGCGGGCGGGACUGGCGCGGCCCUGCGUUCGCGGGGAAGGAGGCGGCCCGCGGGGUCCCGGGGCCUCGGGACGCGAAAAGAGCGAUGUGAGGAAGGAAAGCGCUCCCCGAGGAGCGGCCCGCGCGCGCGUCCAGGCCGGGCCUCGGCGGAGGCGGCGGAGCCCCGCGGGCAGGACGUCCUCUCCAGGCCGGGGGAUGGGGCUCCGCUGUGGGGCGGCACCCAGGGGAGCGCAGGACCCUUCGCGGGUGCGGGCGAGGCCCCUGCAGCGGCUUCCCACGCACAGGCCUCGGCGCCUGUGGCCCUGCCUCCCCCCGGCCUGGGAGCCGCCCCCGCUCCGCGCACGCCGGGCGCCAAGCGCAGCGCAGCCCGGCUCUCACUCCGGCCACGGACGGACGCCCGCCCCUCCGGCAGGGGGCACGCCUGA